AUUGAGUUGGCAACUACGGUGCAUUGAUACCAUAUUAUGAAAUUAUGAUUAUGGUGUGAUAAAUCAUUACAAAGUUUUAUUGUAAGUGAUAGUGGAGUAAAAAUUUAAUGCUAACAAUGUAACUUCAACAUUAUGGCAAAUAAUUCAGAAUUAUUUAUUUGCCUCAUAGUAUUAAGCUCAAUCGUAUUUUUAUAUAUUGUUAAUAGGAGUGUUCUUAAUACUGAAAUAGUUCAAAAUCCUCCAGAAGAAAUAAGUUGGAUAAUACAUGGUAUACGAAAUAUUUUAGGAUAUGCCACGAUAUUUCUACCAGGUUAUUUAGUCCUUAGGUAUGUACAAAAAACUAAUUAUAUAAAUAAAAGUGGCAGAGGAAUCAUUGGAGCUACAAUAAGAACUUGUUUUGGAGAAGAGGACAGUUUACCAGUGACUACCAGUUCUAAGACUUCGCCACAAGAAAGAACUUUACUUCAAGAUGGGCUUCUCCUUUUGUUUUACUUUUUUGGCUUACAGUUAUCAUAUUUGUUAUGGGGUGUUUUGCAAGAAAAAGUAAUGACUCAAGCUUAUGAGAGUUCUAAUUCAGACAUAGGAUACUUCAAAGAUUCGCAGUUUUUAGUAUUUGUAAAUAGAAUUUUAGCCUUUUUGGUUUCUGCUUGUAUUUUACUUUGUAAAAGACAGCCUAGACACAAAUGUCCAUUAUAUAAGUACGUAUUUUGUUCAUUUUCUAAUAUUAUGAGCUCAUGGUGUCAGUAUGAGGCGUUGAAAUAUGUAUCUUUUCCUCAUCAAGUUCUUGCUAAAGCGAGUAAAACAAUUCCUGUAAUGAUAAUGGGUAAAUUUAUGUCAAAAACUAAAUACGAAUAUUAUGAAUAUGUUACAGCUGUAAUUCUUUCAGUGGGCAUGCUAUUAUUUAUGAUAGAUACUGGGAAUGAUAGAUCAAAUUCUACAGUAACUACUUUUGCAGGUGUCAUAUUGCUCUGUUCCUAUAUAGUGUUCGAUAGCUUCACUGCUAAUUGGCAAGGGAGUUUAUUUAAAACAUAUGAGAUGAAACCUAUACAGAUGAUGUGUUUUGUUAACUUUUUCUCUAGCAUAUUUACAGCUGUUUCAUUAUUACAACAAGGAGGAUUUAUAGAUAGCCUUUCUUUUAUGAUAAAAUUUCCUAGUUUUACUUUAGACAUUGUUAUUUUAUCUUUAUGUAGUACAUGCGGUCAGUUAUUUAUUUAUAAUACAGUAUCUACAUUUGGACCUUUAGUUUUUGUGAUAAUAAGUACUAUAAGACAAGGUUUCUCAGUAUUAUUAAGCUGCAUUAUUUAUCAUCAUUAUGUGUCUCUAAUUGGUGCCAUUGGACUUAUUUUAGUAUUUUUAAGCAUUUUUCUUAGGAUCUACUGCAGCUACAGGCUUAAAUCCCAAAAAGAAUUACUUCAAAGUUCUAGUAUCUUAAAAAAUCAAACAAAAUUGUAAGUUUAUACUGAACAUGCUGUUCAUUCCCACUACGCUAUCAAAAUUAUACUGUUAAAACUUUCAGCCGGGUAUGAAUCAGUAAUUUGUGACUCCAAGGCUAUGAUUAUUACUUUUGAUGUAGUAGUAAACAGUGUGUUCAGUACGUGUUCAUUAAUGAUUAAUUAAUAAAAAAUAUCUUUUUAAUUGCUACAUAAAUUAAAGAUACAUAAUAUUACUUCUUUUGUUUUUUGAUGACUACUAUAUAUUUUCGAGAUGAAGACCUAAAUUUCUAUUUUGAUUUUAACCUAAAAAUUAUUACAAUUUGAAAUUAUCUAAAUUUUAAAACAUUGCACAAAUGUAAUCCAGACAGAGAUACAAUCUCUUGUGUGUAAUUUAAUUCACCCUCGGGGAACCAAUGGGAAUUAUGGUACAUGAUCCUAAUAGGAUCGUUGAUAUAGUUGAUCGAUUCUGGGUGUCCCUUAAGUUGAGGUAUCAAAUAUUCUCGGAUUGUUAUUAUCAAAUUUAAUUUCCAGUAAAUAACAAUCAAAACUUUUUCUUUCCAUUGAAUGAUAAUUGAAGGUACUUUGAAUAGACGUUUCAGCAGGCGUUAAUAACGAAGUAAACUGAUGAUUUUUUUAUGGGAAUACGCAAUUAAGUUGUUUGUAAUUGUAUAAUUAUAACCCUAUAUUUUAGUUUGGAUACAAGAUUAAUUAUUUGAACAGGAAUUUUGUUUAUAAUAGGUACAGUAUCAGCAAGAAAUUUUCUAACAAACUAAAAGGCGAAUUUUAAUUGAAAGGGAAGAUUGUUCGAAAUAUUAAUUUUCAUAUGUUAUUUUUCGAAUAAAACUGUUUUUUUUUAUGAACAUAUUGUUUGUUAAAAUUAUCUUUAUCUAUAUUGAUUUAUAUGGGGGGAUGUUGUUAGGUAAUAACAGGAUUAAGAUAAUAGGUACUGGAAGUUUUUUAUCUUGUUUUAAUUGUUUUCUCAGAAUUUUUCCAUUAGAUGCUUUAAAUUACAAUUAAAUUGUUAAGUAUGUAAGUCGAGACAAAGUGAUAUAGAGCUUAAAGAAAUUUUUAAACUGUCUUAUUUAUUUAUAUCCCGAUUAAUGAUCAAUACCAAGUUUAAAAAAAAUUAUUAUCAUUAUUUAUUUUUUUUUUUAAUAAAAAAAUGUUUUAUAAAAAGUUGCAAGAAAUGAAAUAUUUAGAAAAAAAACACUGCCGAACAAAAAAUUUAAGUAAUUUGAAACUAUUAUCACAAAGAUAUCCCUGACGGUGCGCUUCGGUAAGGCUCCAGGUGGAUAACGGCUACACAAAGAACGAGAACCUUAGAAGUCUUGCUUCAAAUGCACUUUUCCGAUUCUAAAUCAAUCUUAGUGUUCAAGUUCUAAUUCAUACGGACCACCACACGGUCAUAAAGAUAAUAAACUACUAAGGAGUAAUUUGGACUGUUAAGUUCUUUCCGGUCUACAAACCACCGGGUAGGGAUGACAUGCCUCUUCACCUGGUGAGGAUUUUUAGAUCCUGUCUGCUGAACAAUGGAAAGAGGUGAAAGUAUUAAUUCCAAAAUAUGGAAGGAACGAUUCAACACCAAUCCCAAAGCAUAUCGUUCCAUCAGCCUCACGAAUUUUCUACUGAAAACAAUGGAUCGGUAUUUGAAAGAAAACAUGAAUCUGGCUCUACACCACAUGGUGAAAAGGGUGGUAAGCAGUGGAAAGUUCGUUCCGCUGCCGAUCACAUGACAAGGGUCGUCCUGUAACUGGUAGGUUAAUGACAAACCGAAGAACUAAUGAUUAACCUAAAAAAACUCCUUUUAUAUAAAUAUGGGAUC
This is a messenger RNA of Diorhabda sublineata, 3255 nucleotides long. RefSeq names its product adenosine 3'-phospho 5'-phosphosulfate transporter 1 (gene sll). Gene Ontology annotation, cellular component: Golgi membrane; endoplasmic reticulum membrane. The transcript has a single exon. NCBI's taxonomy places the organism in Eukaryota, Metazoa, Arthropoda, Insecta, Coleoptera, Chrysomelidae. Gene Ontology annotation, biological process: transmembrane transport. Bases 133 to 1452 code for a protein of 439 amino acids. The record is from RefSeq and is a predicted model, not a curated record. Gene Ontology annotation, molecular function: 3'-phosphoadenosine 5'-phosphosulfate transmembrane transporter activity.